GGACCACCAGGUCCACCUGGUCCAGCCGGAGACAAAGGACCACCUGGACCUCAAGGCCAACCUGGACGUGGAGGCAAUCAAGGUAACAAUGGACGACCAGGACCACCUGGACCACCGGGACCACCCGGACAACCUGGUCCAGACGGUAUGCCAGGCGAGCCAGGUCGUAACGCCAUGAACUCACCAUCAAUGCCCGGAGAUCCUGGACCACCUGGACAAGACGGAGCACCCGGAGAGCCCGGAGAUAUGGGACCACAAGGACCACCUGGACAGCCUGGACAUCCAGGACAACGUGGCCCACCCGGUCCACCUGGACCACCUGGAGAGGCUGGNUAA
Messenger RNA from Anisakis simplex (herring worm), 336 nucleotides. The record is from the annotation of a GenBank genome assembly. NCBI's taxonomy places the organism in Eukaryota, Metazoa, Nematoda, Chromadorea, Rhabditida, Anisakidae.